Adelges cooleyi (spruce gall adelgid) is the source of this 1489-nucleotide messenger RNA. RefSeq lists its product as uncharacterized. The transcript is spliced from 5 exons. The record is from RefSeq and is a predicted model, not a curated record. Bases 289 to 834 code for a protein of 181 amino acids. NCBI's taxonomy places the organism in Eukaryota, Metazoa, Arthropoda, Insecta, Hemiptera, Adelgidae.
AAUGAGAAAAAAAAAUCAAAUAGGUACGAUUUCGUUACGGCCCAAAGUCGUUUCGUGACUACUAAUUAGUAAUUUAUAUUUUCUUAUGUCGGCUUUUUGUUCGUUAUUCUAGUUUAAACGUUACUAUUAUAAUUAUUGAUAAUUGGAUACAUGAUCCCAAUGGUCGCUACAGACUUGGAUAGUUAGAACAAAAUGUUCGUUUGCCGGCGCCAGUAAGUUUAGUGUUUAUUAAAGUCCAAAGUAAAAAUCACUCUGCCUACCGUAGUCCAAUUUCAAUGUUUCCGUCUAAUGGUGUUUGCUGUGGUUUUGUUGUAUGUCUUUCUGGCUGGGGGUGCAGCAAAAUUUCAAGACACUAAACUCAACUCGGGAGACCUGACCCCGAUCACCUACGAUUAUCUUCUGUGUCGACUUUGUGGCGGAGACGUAUCUCCGAUCAUAUCUCUCUCGUCCAUAGAAUGUCCGGCUUCACUAAAAACUCGUGUAAUUCCCCUGUUCGGACUAAAGGAGGUCAAGGUCCAUACUGUAAAAAAUGCGGUGCAAUUAACGUUUGAUGUCAUUAUUCUAACAAAGGCGUACUGCACUGGUGGAACUGACGAUUGGCAGACUGAAAACUCGUGGUUUCCAGGUUACGCAUACAAAUCGUGUGUGUGUUUUCAUUGUGGACGACAAAUUGGAUGGAUUUUUGAGCCUUUACAUUCGGCUAAUAGUGGGAAAAUAUAUCCUUCCCUAUUAGGGUUUUAUGCAGUUAUUGUUCCGAGUGUUGUCAGCGAAAUAUAUGCUGACUCAUUGAUUGUGGUUCCAAAACAUUUUGACGCAUCGGUUGACGUAUUCUAGACUGAACAUGGCGUCCCCAAAAGAAGAGGAUGACUCCAAUAGUAGAUACGAAAUAGAAUUUAAGGAUGGAAUAACCUCGAUAAAAAACUCGCAAUCAUUCACAGAUGAACCAUUAUCGCCCGACCAAGAAAAAGAGUUAUUGAGACUCGAAGAAAUGUUUGCCUUUCGGUAUACAGACAAAGAUGACGAUUAUAUGGCUACGGUAAAUUUUGGCAUUCCUGAUCCGCCUUUUAUUACUUCGUACAGACCAUUUUGGAAACGCAAAUACAAUGAUAGAUCAGAAAGCGGUAAAAGACAAUGGGACGAUCGUUCUGAUCAGAGAAGGGACAACUCAUAUAAUCGGCACCAACGAUCGUAUGACAAUAAACGGCCUAGGGAUAAUUACAAUUAUCACUAUAGGAGAUGAAAAAUUAAAACGAUUUGAUAUCUAUUUCUCUUUGGGUUUUUUUUUUAAAUGUUCUAUGAUGAAUAUUUAUUUAAUUUAUAAAUAUUACUAAGUUUUUGUAUCUUAUUGUUUAAUAUUCGGCAAGUAUUUUUUUUUUUUUUUAAUAAAAUAAUAGGACAUUAAUAUUAUGUUUUGUUUUUUAAUAUGAGCAUGCUUAUAUGGUAUUCGAGUGCCUUAUAAAUUAUAAUUUAAUUAUAAAGAUUAUGUAUU